AUGACGGUGUCGGCGGGCAUUGUUCUGUUAGUUCUGGCGUUUCCAGCGGCUCUGGCCCUAAAGCCCGUGACGAUCUCGAAGUGUUGCAACCACGACGAGGUGCUGAUGUCGGAUUUUAAGUGCUUAAGGAACGAGUCGAGCACCUGGGAACUGCUGGUGUUCACCGCGCGGGAAGGCCUGAAGAAGUUCAGCGGCAAAUUGCCGAUUCACUGGAAAACCGUGGAGAACCACAGACCGAAGUGCGAGAAACCGGUGAUGUUGUUCAACGAGAACAAGAGUAGUGUCCCCUUCUUCAACGGGUCCCUGUUCAGCUUCCACUAUAACAAGUUGUUCCACCCCGACCAGUUCUGCCUGGACUACCACUUCACUAUGGUGUGCAUCGACCCCCAGAGCAUUUCUUAUCCCGUUGUUAAAAAAUGCUGUGGGGACGACGCUAUAUUCUCGCAGAAGAACAACACUUGUAUAUACUUUAAAGGUGACACUUACAAAAUUGACAUAGGUCAGGACAAGACGCUCGGGGCAGGGUUUCCUUCUUGUCCGGACAAGAGGCACCAAGUUGUGGCUGAACUGCACGAGUCCAAGAUAUUGGGCAACGGCAGUUUGUCCGUGAACGAUAAGUUCCUCUUGCCAGCUGGGAAUUUUUGUCUGGAACACGUGCUGGAGCAUGCCGGUCGCUCCGCCAAAGUGAUAUCCUGCCCCGACUAUGUGCAACCCCACGUCAUGGUGGAGGCCACCAGAACAGAGACGGACCUCCGUUUCACCAUCUACCCCAUCGGCCUGGCGCUGAGCGUCAUCUUCCUGGUCGCCACGCUGGCAGCGGGUUCGCUACUGCCAGCCAGCCACCACGUGUUGCAUUGGCGUUGUCAGACCCACCACGUGGCCUGUCUAAUGCUCGGCGAUGUGCUUCUUUGCAUUACCCACCUCUCGGGGAAGAUAGAGUACGUGCCCUGCUUCCUGAUUGCGGUAUUCAUGCAUUUCCUCUACUUGUCCGCCUUCUUCUGGCUGAACACCAUGUGUUUCAACAUCUGGUGGACGUUUCGGGAUUUGCGACCACAAAGCACAGAGAAAAGUCAGGAGAGAAUCCGGCUCCGUCUCUACGAGGCUUACGCCUGGGGCAUACCCUUCAUCAUAACCCUGAUUGCCGCUUCCUUGGACCUCAGCAGCAACCCCGAUUAUGAGGUGUUGAGACCGAGAUUCGCUGAGAACAACUGCUGGUUUUCCGGCGAUGUAGAGAAGCUCACCUUUUUCUACGGCCCGAUCGGUACUUUGCUGUUCAUCAAUCUGCUGUUGUUCGGUCUCACCGCCAGAGAAUUGACUUGCGGUCUAUGGAAGAGAGAACUGGUCAAGUCAACCUCGGAAAGAGCUGCUUUGGGAAGAGUUUGCAUAAAACUGGUAGUCGUUAUGGGGAUUUCAUGGAUAGCCGAUCUUAUAUCUUUUGCUGUAGGAGGACCACGUGAGCUAUGGUAUGUGACGGAUUUGAUCAAUUGCCUCCAUGGGAUUUUUAUCUUCAUCGUCGUAGGAUGUCAGCCACAGGUAUUAUCAGCAGUGAAGCGAGUCUGGUGUCUGAGAAAGCACAGGCAGAACGGCACCGCUGGUACAACGAACCACCAUUCCUCCAGUUCUCAGGGACCACCAUCGAUGGGCGACACACUGACCAACACCAACAGCGUCACCAACGGCACCACGAAGAGCGUCCCCUUAGAAACGAGUUGCUAGGUUUGAUCAGAACACCUAUUACGCUUAUCGAUAACUCGGAACCAUUUGGCUUCCUCGUAACUUAGAUGUGAUUUUAGUGGUGAUCAAAAUUUGUAACUCGACGAUCAACUUUUUGAUAUCUCAGUUGACGGUCUUAGGUCUUAAGAAUUGACAGGUAAAUAUAUUUUGAUACUUGCAUUUAUUCGAUAUGUAUCGUAGCAAUACUUGAGAGGCGGACCGCUGUUAGGUUAAGGAUGAAAUAUAUUUUUGUAACGUUUUAGGACUGGCUGGUCUGCUACUUGUGAAAGUUCUUUUUUGUUUUAAUUAUUGUAGUCAGUAACUCGAUGUUAAUUUCUUAUUUAUUUUAGAAUGUAAUCGCUCACUUAUGGCUUUAAAUUCUGCUGUAAAAGGAUUCCGUUUUUAACUUUAAUGUAUUCAAUUUAAACUUGCUGACUAGAAUAAAGUGACGUUUAAUUUAUUGUAACUCUGGAAUAAUUGAUAAGCGACUGAUAAGUUGUUGUUGUGGAUUGAUGGAACGGUUUCAUUCGUAUAAAGCGAGUUUGACGUUCCGCUCUUGCCCUUAAACCAAAAAUUAGGUUUUAAUUCAAACGAACUGUUUUUUAUAGUAAAGUGUCCAUCGAUCCGCUAGAAUAUCGGUCAGGAAUUAAUUAUCCCUGCAAGAAGAGGCGAGAUAGAAUUUAAGACUGACGUCCCUUCAUCUGUCAAGUGUUUAUAUAUUGAUCUUAAGUAAACGUAUCUUUAUUUCCUUAUUUAUAUGUUACGUGGUAGUUGUUUGUACAUAGCCUUUUUGUUAUUAAUAUGUAGCACUGAUUAUUUUUUAAUUGUGAAUAUUUCCCAGUAUUAAUUUUUUAGUUUUCGUAAGAACUUUCAAACAUAUCUCGUUUACGUUCGACGCAGCUACAUUUUUAAUUGCGGAGUUAAUUUUUCAGGAAUUCAUUUUUUUUUGUUUUAAGUUUAAGUAGUUAUUUGGGCAG
Anoplophora glabripennis (Asian longhorned beetle) is the source of this 2690-nucleotide messenger RNA. Its product is annotated as probable G-protein coupled receptor Mth-like 1. The coding region runs from base 1 to 1716 and encodes 571 amino acids. The record is from RefSeq and is a predicted model, not a curated record. Gene Ontology annotation, cellular component: membrane. NCBI's taxonomy places the organism in Eukaryota, Metazoa, Arthropoda, Insecta, Coleoptera, Cerambycidae. Gene Ontology annotation, biological process: cell surface receptor signaling pathway; G protein-coupled receptor signaling pathway. Gene Ontology annotation, molecular function: G protein-coupled receptor activity. The transcript is spliced from 7 exons.